This is a messenger RNA of Globicephala melas (long-finned pilot whale), 5488 nucleotides long. RefSeq names its product dopamine receptor D5 (gene DRD5). Gene Ontology annotation, molecular function: dopamine neurotransmitter receptor activity, coupled via Gs; G protein-coupled receptor activity. Gene Ontology annotation, cellular component: plasma membrane. Gene Ontology annotation, biological process: G protein-coupled dopamine receptor signaling pathway; adenylate cyclase-activating adrenergic receptor signaling pathway. Lineage: Eukaryota; Metazoa; Chordata; Mammalia; Artiodactyla; Delphinidae. The record is from RefSeq and is a predicted model, not a curated record.
CAGACCCAGCCGCCGUCGCCGGCUGGCGCACUACCGGCUCCCGGGAACAGCCCCUCCGGCACCGGCCGCUUCCCGGCACUGGAGCGGCGCAACGCGGCCACAGACCCGGUGGCGGUCGAGGAGGCAAGAGGGGUGCCGGCGCGCCCCAGGGCCCCGGCGCAGCGCACGGUGAGCGCCCCCCGAGACUCGGGGAUCCCUUAGCCGCGGGUCCCGGGGUACCCCCCUCCGGGUACCCGAUGGGGCCGCCCGGUGAACGCAGGGCAGAAGUUGGGACCGCGCGCAGCCAGCCUGUGCCACCGAACUCGAUAUGCUGCCGCCUGGGCGAAACGGCACCGCCUACCGGGCGCGGUCCCGGCAGCAGCAGCUGGCGCAGGGGGGCGCCGUGGGGGCCUCGGAGGGGGCGACGCUGCUGGGGCCAGCGCAAGUGGUCACGGCCUGCCUCCCGACCCUGUUCAUCGUCUGGACCCUGCUGGGCAAUGUGCUGGUGUGCGCGUCCAUCGUGCGCAGUCGCCACCUGCGCGCCAGGAUGACCUACGUCUUCAUUGUGUCUCUGGCUGUGUCUGACCUCUUCGUGGCGCUGCUGGUCAUGCCCUGGAAGGCGGUCGCCGAGGUGGCCGGUUACUGGCCUUUUGGGGCCUUCUGCGACAUCUGGGUGGCCUUCGACAUCACGUGCUCCACCGCCUCCAUCCUGAACCUGUGCAUCAUCAGCGUGGACCGCUACUGGGCCAUCUCCAGGCCCUUCUGCUACAAGUGCAAGAUGACGCAGCGUGUGGCCUUGGUCAUGGUCGGCUUGGCGUGGACCUUGUCCAUCCUCAUCUCCUUCAUCCCAGUCCAGCUCCACUGGCACAGGGACAAGAUGGGCUCCUGGGGUGGGGUGGACCCACCAUCUAACCUGGUCAACGGGACGCCCUGGGAGGAAGCCGGGGAGCCAGACUUGAGGGCGGAAAACUGUGACUCCAGCCUGAACCGAGCUUACGCAGUCUCCUCCUCACUCAUCAGCUUCUACAUCCCGGUGGCCAUCAUGAUCGUGACCUACACGCGCAUCUACCGCAUCGCCCAGGUGCAAAUCCGCAGGAUUACCUCCCUGGAGACCGCGGAGCACGCGCAGAGCUGCCGGAGCCGUGAGGCCUGUGCGCCCGACACCGGCCUGCGGGCAUCUAUCAAGAAGGAGACCAAGGUCCUCAAGACCCUAUCGGUGAUCAUGGGGGUCUUCGUGUGCUGCUGGCUGCCCUUCUUCAUCCUUAACUGCAUGGUCCCUUUCUGCAGCGGACACCCCGAGGGCUUCCCCUGCGUCAGCGAGACCACCUUCGAAGUCUUCAUCUGGUUUGGCUGGGCCAACUCCUCCCUCAACCCCAUCAUCUACGCCUUCAACGCUGACUUCCGGAAGGUGUUUGCCCAGCUGCUGGGGUGCAGCCACCUCUGCUCCCGCACUCAGGUGGAGACAGUGAACAUCAGCAAUGAGCUCAUCUCCUGCAACCAGGACACCGCCUUCCACAAGGAGAUCGCAGCUGCCUACAUCCAUACGAUCCCCAACGCGGUGACCCCGGGUGACGCGGAGGUGGACAAGGAGGAAGAGGAGAGCCCUUUCAGUCGCACGUCCCAGAUCUCUCAGACGUCCCCAGGUGGUGACCCUGCUGCCCAGCCUGUCUGGGAGCUGGACUGUGAGGGGGAGAUUUCAUUAGGCAAAAUAACGCCUUUCACCCCAAAUGGAUUCCAUUUAACUGCCUAACAACUGCUCUUUGUGGAUCUAUAUAACCGCGUAGACAUUAGCCAGCAUGCAGAAUACACACUGGACACACACAGACAUCUCCACUGCUGCUCAGUUUAUCAUGCCUUCUGUGUCAGUGUAGUAGUCCAUGUGCUUAGAAACCUCACCAGACUGAUUUGUUGAGGAAAGAUUCGGCAGAAGCAGUUGGAAAAAACUCAGUCAAAUAUACCCUAGCCUAGCAGAGAUGGGUCAACGGUUCUGUUAGAGAAGAUAAGAUGGUGAUUGAUUCUAAAAAAAAAAAAAGUGAUAUUUUUCUUUAAAAAAUAUACUCUCCCCUCCCCUUUUAAAUGGAUAGAUUGUCCAGUGACUUAUUUGUGUUUGGGCUGAUUUUUAAGCAAUAAGGUUCAACGUGUGUAGCGCUGAUGGAAGUGUGUGUGGCUUUCCUGUAUCUUGCUUCCUGUGGCCUGUGUUUCUGCAGUUUCUCCUUGCUGUGUGUCUUUGCUACCGCUGAGGAAUUCUUCCUGAUUUGUUCUGGUGUCGAAUAGACACAAAUUAUGUAUUCUAUGGGGUGAUUAUCGUUGCUUUGCCAGAUUGGUUUUCAGGAUGGCUCCUAGAGAAGCCAUGAGAGCAUCCUUAAAAGCAGGAAAGAUUUUGGCUGGGUCUGGAAGCACCCAUUUAUUUUCUUUACAGUCAGUUUGGCCUUAAAGGUACACACAGGGGCAAGAGAACUUGAAGAGUUUCUGAUAUCUCCGAAUUUUAAAAAAUUAGAUACACACAUCUUGAGUCUGUGCUGAAAGCUGGCUUCAUGCCACAACAUCAAAUAUGGACUUCUCAAGCCUGGAAUUCCAUUUUUUUUUCUCAUUUGGAAUCUUCUUUUUCUAAUUACAUAACAUAAAACAAUUCUCCUGGUUCCUAGAGAGAUGCUAUCAGUUCAUUGAAAAGAUCAUAUAGAGUAAUCACCUGGUCCUUCUCAACCUCAUAUCUAUAAUGUUUUAAAGUUACAUGGCUUUUGAUCUACCGUGUUUUCUGAAGGGCUUUGAAAUGUGUGAGUUGAUAUGCUUUCAAAAAACAAAACCAGUUUUUAAAUAGGCAUUUUCAUCUGUAGACAAUAGGAAGUGAGGGAAUGCAUUUUAACUAAAAUGUAGGAACCAGAGAUGAUAUUUGAAUGAACUUGAAAUUGGAAAAUCGACGAAAAAGCCCAAUGAAUUCCAGUCUUUUUGUUUUUCUUCUGUGCAGUCUGCGCAGCAAAGGGGAGCAUUUAGUUCCAGAGCCACUCCAGACCAGAGCAUAUUAUUACCAUUAGAUCUAAACGUGAGCGUUGUUAAUGGAAGCAAAUGAAAUGUGAACAUGUAAUUUCGUACAGGUCCCUACUUUGAAGCAGGCUUCUCAAGGAUGGUUCAAUCACUUUUGGUCUCUUUAGGGAGAAUUUUAUUGUCAGUCUCCUGAACAACCAGGUCUUACUCACUGCAAAAUGUGCAGAGUGCCUGGUACGUAAUGCUUAAUAAACAGCUGCUGAAUGCAUAACUGACUUUCUGGUAUGGUGAGAUUGAAAGCGAAUCCUAUUUGAUACAUUAGUUUUCAUAUAUGAUUUAGUCAGAUUGAUAUGGGAAUCUGAAGUCUAGUGUUCCAUUUUUACCUCUUGUGAGCUGAUUGCUAAGUGGACCAUUAGGGAAACAUCAGGGGCAGUGAAAAGCGCCCUACUCUGAGAUUCAGGAGAUAGCUGUGUGACCUCGAAUGAGUCAACUCACCUCUCUGGGUCUCAGUUUCUGUCUGCCUCUGUAAAUUGAAAGACUUAUACGAGAGCACAGUUUUCCAAAUCGUGUUUCAUGAUGCAAAUGUUAGUGGAUAGGGUCUAGGGUGAAAUAAAUUCAGCAAACCGAGGUACAAUAUCUGUUUUCUACAGGGCUUUUUAGAACUUUUCCUGUGCAUCGUGACUCCCCAAGCAGGAGAGAAUUCUGCAUUGUUCUCCAAUGUCUUUGACCUUGUGAAUACCUGUUUGGUACAAUUCCUUAUUACUCUCUCUUUGGAGAUCACAGUUUCAGGGAACAUAGUUUCAGAAACUCUAAUUGAUUUGAAAAAUCUCUAAAAUGCAACUCUUCUAUUCUAAAAGACAGGUUGUUACAAGAAAAGUUUUUUGGUGGCAAACGUUCUCGGCCCCAGUUCAAAUAAUUUCUGUGUCAGGAAACAUGGGUUAUGUGAGGAUCUGGGGAAUGCCUUCUGCACAAUAGCACUCAUCAUUCAUUACAAUUAUUUAUACCUACUACGUGCUAGGCACUCUUCUAGGAAUAUAGUUGCCAAUUAAUUACUCUGAGGUCUGGGAACUUAUAUUUCAGUGGGAGAGAGACAGCAAACCAACACUAUGAUACUGUACUGUACUGCAGUGUAUUAUGCUGUCCAGACUCUGAAAUGUCAUGUCACGCAGUGAUACUGAUGUGACGCAAAAUAAAACAGAGUGAGUGGAGUGAUGUGGCUGCCAUUUGAUUUAGGGAAGUCAAGCAAGAGGCAUGAAGAAGAGAGACGCAGAUGGAGAAGGAAGGCUCAGGGCGACACCAGUGUCCAGGGGGAGGAGUGCUCUGGGCAGAGGGAGUGGCCAGUGCAGAGGCCUGGACACGGGACUGUGUGGGGGCACGCUGGGAGAGAGAAGGGUGGCCGGUGUGGGUGCAGGGCUGUGGAGGGUUAAUGCUAACAGCAAAGGCAGGCACUGUAGAGACUCAUUCUGUGCCCGGGCUGUGCAUGUACGGAUUCAUUUAAUCCUUGCAACCCUGCAAGGCAGGCACUUUUGUUACCCCCAUUUUACAGAUGGGGGAGUGAAGGCAUUGGGAAGCUAAGUAACUAGCCCUGGGUCACAUAGCUCGUGAGUGGCCAAGCUGGACUUGAACCGGAGAGUCUGCCCAUUGCGUCUUCCUUAUCUGCCCUGAGGUGGUGAGAGGGGCUGCUGAGGCAGGCAUGGCACUCAGCAAACGCACUGAUGCCUGUAUCAGAAUACUCCUCGUUCAUCUGUUCAUUAGCUGGUUAACUGAUGCAUUCCUAUAUGCUUGGGUAAGCUGAUGUUCAUUGUGUCCCUGCCCUGGUGCUCCUUUGUGUUUGGAGGGGAGGCAGCAUUAAAAAAAGGAGCCCAUAUUUUGGCCAGGUACUUUCCUAAUCCCUAUUUGAUCCUUACAUUAACCGCACGUACUACUAUUUUUCCAUUUUACGGAUGAGAACACUGAGGCACAGAGAGGUUAAGUUGGUUUUCCAAGGUUAGAUGACUAGUAAGUGGUGGAACCAGGGUUUUUACCUAGGCCUGUGGUUCUCAAUGGAGACAAUUUUCUCUCCCAGGGGACAUUUGGCCGUGUCUGGAGACAUUUUUUGGUUGCCACAAUUGAGUGUGAGGUGCUCCCGCUGAGGCAGGAGAUAGAUGGGCCCCAGGCUGAGCAGCUGGAGUCGGUCCCCUGUGGACAGAUACUCCAAGAUGAAGAUAAUAGCUGGAGCAAGAGGUGCUGAGCCCUGCCCAGAUAAGAGAUAAAGAGACCACAGAUGUCUCAUUCUCGAGGCCAAGGAGACCCUCAGGGCUACACAUGCACAGAAAGGCUCCUCGGGGGCCAAAAUGUGGGGGUGUCAUCCCAUAGUAGGUGAUGUCAACUUAACCAUAGGCCUCUUCGCUAGAAUCCAUCUUGGCUAAGAGAUGCGCGUGCACAUGGGGAGGACCCUGAGUUAUACCAAAUACGGACUCAGAGCCAGGCAAAGCAAGAUGACCAGGCAGAGGAAACCUGGAAGAAAUGCCCCACAGAAGUGAUUCAA